Molecule: messenger RNA, 11823 nt
Organism: Lagopus muta (rock ptarmigan)
Lineage: Eukaryota; Metazoa; Chordata; Aves; Galliformes; Phasianidae
Gene: OVCH2
Product: ovochymase 2
Exons: 22
Coding region: 6178-8826 (882 amino acids)
Biological process (GO): proteolysis
Molecular function (GO): serine-type endopeptidase activity
Source: RefSeq, a predicted model, not a curated record
GAUAUACCUGUUCGUAAAUUUCUGCAUGGUGUUAGUGAGUACUUCAUGAAUGAAUAAUUCUUGAAAUUAAGCGAUGAAAAAUUCCAUGCAUGCAUAACACCAUUGCCUAAGCACUCUUUCUCAUUUUUGCCCCAAUAAAACCUUUGUUUUGCUGGGCAAGCAGAACAAGAAGCAUCGUGCUUCAGAAUGGAAAUAUCUUAACAGUUCUUCUAUGAUUUAGUUUAAAUUAUUAGGUUUAAAUACGAAGUGUUUUGCUGCGUUUAAUUCAUUCUGGUAGGUAAAACUCAUCAAAAUAGCAAGUUGUAAGAAAAGACUGAAUUCCUGUUUAAGGCAAUAAGUAAAGGUCCCUUGAAAUUUUUGUUACAUAGAACUCUACUUAAGAACAGUCAUUUUCCUCUUAUUGAUGCACUGACCAGCACCCUUGCCCAGUGUUUUUCAUUAAAAUCAGUUUAUACUGUAUGUUAAUAUGUUCUUGAAUCUGCUUGAAAAAACAAAUAAUGACUUAAUUACACAAGAGCUAAAUUAUACUUGCCCUUGGUAGCUGUCCUAUUUGAAUUAAGUAUGUAAAGAACUUAUUUUGCUAUUCUUGUGGAAACUCCUUACUUUAAGGAGAACACCUUUCAUGCAGGUGUAUAUCUCAUUUUGAAAAGACAAUGGCUUCCUUGUUGAAGCUAAGUAUUCUGUAGUAAGUAGUUAAGCUGUAAUUCCUUUUUAAAAUGAUCUGUGUAUGUGUACACACACACACACACACACACACACACACACACACACACACAGCUUGUGAUGAAAAGCCUAAAUGGUCUAGGACCACACCUUGUGUGAGAGACCUCUGGCUGUGGCUGAAAAUAAAUUAUGGCUUCUAUGACUGAGGAUGUUACACUUUAACAAAUGCAUUAGGUGUAUUACAUUUUUAGUUACCUCUCCAAGUACCUUACUAGACCUGAAAGUAUGCUUAAGCGUUCCUGCACUGUAGACUUUUUCAGAGGUGCCUACAAUCCAAUGAUGUCCUCAUCUCAUGUUGGCAUGUGACUGAAGUUUGCAAAAAAGACAAGUACAUCAUUGUCCAAAAAUAAUUUCUGUGCAACAACUCAAUUAAAAAAAAUUGUUUUUCAUAGUCAUUACUACAUGUGAUACUUUUAACAUUGAUCUCUUAAUAAUGCAAACUAUGAAGCCAAUGAAUUGAUUAUUUCUGGUUCAUAGCUGCUUAGGAAUCUACUCUUUUGAAUAUAUAACUGGAGGAAAGGACACUUCACCUCUACUCUUUAAGCAUUUAACAGUUUAGAAACUCAGAUUUUUUUCUCUUUGGAGUCCAUGGUUAUCUGUUGACUAUUGGUAUCUUAAACUCAUCAGUCAUCCUAUUUAAUUGAUGAUAGAUCUAGUGUCACAUUUAUUACGUUACUUAUGUUGCUUCCUGUGGUCAGUCUGUGAAAUUCUAGUUGAACGUACUGUUUUGUUUCCAUAUCAGGACCCUGUUCUAUUGCAGUUCUUCAAUGUUUGCACGUAAUAAAUGUUGGUCAGAAAUAGACUGGAACUUUGUUUUGAUACAGGAAGCUGGAUUCGCUGUACUGAAUAGCAAAUGACAGGAGGUAUUCCAAUUGGUUAAGUAAGAAGAGCAAUUGAGACAACAUGAUCACUUAACAGUUACAGGUAUUAAAAUUUGGGACCAGGAAAAAUUAUAUUUUCCUGUAAUGUUUUUCUGCUGUAGGAACAGAUGUUCAGAAACAAAUGCUAAAUCUGUGAGCUUUUAUAAGACAAACAGAAAUAUUGGGUGCCUUUGUUUGUAAACCAAAAAAUAAACAAAUCGCUGAAAAGUGUUGUGUUGAUUGUGUUUUUGCCCUCUAAGUGUUUGUUAUAUUUCUGCAUGUUUUUAGUGUAAUUUGUGGAAAAUAACUGAAUAGCAUGAAUUCUAGUUUUUAUACUCAUGAACAUUUUUUUUCCCUGAUGAGUCUUUGAAAAUCAAGUUAGUGACAGACUUGAUUUUUAGUAAAAAAGCCAAACAAAACAACAAUAAAAAACACAGAAACAAAUGUCAACUUAAACUUUGGUGAGCUGAUAUCAAAAUGCAUGGUGUUUGGUCAUAGAAACUUUAUUUUAAACUUCAAAUAGCUUUCUCUUAGCUUUUUUUUUUAUUUGUAAUAUCAGUUAUGUGUUUAUUUAGAUGGCUUCUUUUUCACAUAGCUUAAAAGGGCACUUUGGAUUGGCAGUAGCUGGCACAUGCAUUAAUAUUUCAAGGAAUUCUAAGCAAUCGUAGCUGUUGCAGCAUUUUGAUUUGGUGGUCAGUCAGGAGAAGGUAGCAUUAACUUCGUGCAUUACCUAAAUUUUGUUUUUUUAACCUCCUGAGUUGCUUCAGAUAACUUUGUCCACCUUUCUGUCUGGAGUUGAUUGUAAGUUAAAGGCUACUUUAACAAAUAUGACUCACUGAGAGAUAACCACUAAUUAUGCAUUUGGCUUCUCUGGAAUAUGGGAUAAUGAUGGUUAUGAAUGGCUUUUAAAGUGUGUGUGCAUGCAUGUGUUCUUACAUCAGUUAUAUCCGUUAACUGCAAGAGUAAUGUUUAUUAUCAGAAGCCUUUUAUUUCAUUCUAACAGAAUUAUUUCUUUCAGGGUGGUAAUUUUCUAGUUAUUCUAGCUUAGGAAAAACUAAUAUCCUCAGGUGGAAGCAAGGCCUCUUGUUUUCUGUGUGGACAAGUGGGGGGGAAAAAAAGCAUGGCCUUCUAUUAUUAAAGCAUUAUCAACUUUACAAAUGAUUAUUUGAGGAAAUAAGACAUUAAAACUGUUCCUUGAUUAAAAUUCACCAUGCACAGAAGAGAGGAAUAAAUCUUAAGUUGUUUCUGCCUUGUAAGUUAGGGCAUACAGGAGGACAUAGGGGAUGAUCUUAUCUGUAUUGUAGACCCUAGGAGGGUCAGAAAACAGUUAUGUUCGUGUAUUUGUCAAGAAACAUCUGUUUUACUGGUUCAUUUCAGUGCAAAUUAUUUAAUGCUUAGCCACUACUAGCUUUAAGGAUCAUGUCUGUCUUAAUAUAGAUUUGAGACAGUUUCAUGUACCUGAAAAAUUUUAUCCAUAUGAAACUGUAUCUCAACUGUUUUUUGUUUCCUGAUGAAGUGAUCUCAGAACUGGAAACAUAAAUAGCUUCAGGUUUAGACACCUAACUUGGAUGACAUUCAGCAGUCUGAAGUGAGCAGGCGUGAUUUCCUUUAUUAUAUAUAGGUGUUUUCUCAGUGUGAUUCAGCAUCAUAAGGCACAUGCUUAAAAUAAAUAAGGAUUUCUCAAAAGCAGUCAUACUGUAGGGUGUGAAAAUGAAAUAGUUAAGUGAUGGGAGAGAGCUUAGUGCUGUCAGAAUUUGUUCUUACUUUAACAGAAAUGUGACACUGUGGCUGUAUUGACACUGCAUUGUCAUGUGAUGCGUGAUUUGCAUUAUAUGUUAUGCUUACUGUCCAAGCAGAUAAAUCAGACAGCAGAAAUUAAUUGUGACUUGAGUGGUACCUGAUGACAAACUUAAUGUACUCUCCUAGGACAGUGCUCAUUCCAGCUUAAAGAUUCAGUCUUGAACUGGGCAGGGGCAGCAGUUAAUGAGAUUCUUGUUUAGAAUGAUGGUGUAUGAGAAUCUGCAGAGUCUGGAAGGUGAGAUUUUCCAGUUUACAGGAUAGAAAUCUUGCAAGUUAUUUACGUGAUAUAAAGGGCAGCAGAUGUCCUUCAGAUGCAUAUUAUCACUCCCACACAGGAUGUUUUCAAAUAGGCUUUCAAAUAAGCUCUUGCACUAAUUUUGAACAAAUUGCCCAGGCUAGAACAAGACAGCUUGGUAGCUACUGUAUGUCCUCUGCAGGAAGAAUGAGCAUUGCCUUGCAGUUCACUUCCUUGCUUCGUGUUCCUUCAAGGUAUUUUGUUAAAUGCAUGUAACUCUUAAAUUGUAGUACGCUUAAUAGUUGCAUAUAAUUACACAGUUAUCUGAAGUUUUCACUUAGAAGGAUUUGUUUGAUUUUGUUUUCCAAUUAACUUUCAAAUUCAUUUCACCUUUUCUGUUUGAUCCAGGCUCUCCCAGUUUUGAUCAGAUCUACUUUGAGUUGUAUAAAAUAAAUAUUUUUCAGAAUGUUAUGCCUAGUAACUGGGAAAAGAAUUCAAGACUAAUUUAGGCACAAGAAGCCCAAACCUAUUGAAUUGGAUGAGCUUUCACUGAGUAAACUGAAUUAACAACAUAAGCUAAUGCUCACUGAUAAUGUGACAUCAGGUAGAUCUCUUUUCGGCAGCUAUGAUGGAGGACUUAAGAAAGAUUUUCCACUGCAUUCUGUUUAUUUGCUCGCCAGGCUCUUGUCUGUAAUCAACUAUUUAACACUAGGUAGCGCCUUUCUCCUCUGUAUCAUGUUGCAAAAAUGACAAUCCAGAAGGCUGCUCUUGUGUUUGGAUCUUAGGCUUACUCUCCCUAUGCUGAGCGGGCACUUCUUCUGGGCUCCUUUAUUUCCUCCCCCACUCAGGUUCUGCCAUCAGUUCCUCUGUUCUUGCUACCUACUCAUUUAUCUGACCGUCGCUAUAGUGCUGAGCCUACUGAGAUUAAAAGAUUGUAUGCUUUAUUAAUGCCAAGCACUGAAUGUACUAGGGAGACGGAUGGCCACUUUUGUUUCUUAAAGAAUGUUAAAUUCUGUUUAUUGGAAACAAAUGGCAGAUUUCUAGUUCCUGUGUGACUACAGUGAUCAGUUGAGUUAUGUACUUAUGAGGUCAUGUGGCAGGACAGGUCCUGCAUCUUUUCAAUCCAUGUAUGUGGUUCUAAGCCACAACUAAUAUUUCCUUGUCAGUGACACCUGUGGUUUUCCUCUGUUAAAUAUUUGAUUUGGAAAGAAAAACACGCAAGGUAGCUUUCACUCUUUGUGACUCUAAUUUAAAACCAAGCCUAUUCAUUUUUAAUAGGAAUCUAUGGCACUUAAGGACUAGUAAGUCAGUUUGUGGGUGAAUUAGCUGCCACUGUGCUGUUUUCUGUGUUUCAUAUGGCUUCUGCAUUUUAGAGCCAAUGUGUAUUUAGUGCCUACACAUCUCUUCAAAGGGUGUGAAAGGACUUCAAAGUAGACAGAAUAUUAGGUUGCUGAAUUUUGUUCUCCAGUAAUAUUCUGUGAUUUGUUUAUAAUAGUAACAAUAUUAAAUCUUUGAUUAGAGAGAAGUAGAACACACCAUUUUUCUUCAGUGAUACUGCUUUUAUCUUAGUCUCCACUAUUAGACUGCAGAGAGAGGAAAUAAGUACUGGGGGAGUCAGUUUUUCUCAAUGCUUUUGCCUGCUUUCAGAAUUAUAUGUAAUCCUAUUAUUUUAAUCAUUGUCUUGGAAACUUGGACUUUGUGCUUCACUUGACUUGUUGAAAUGUCAAGAGUUAUUACCCUCUGUGUCAGCAGUGGUCAGUUUAACUGGCAUAUAAACUGAAUGGGGAAUCUGGAAAGCAGAUGCUAUUCACUCAUUUCACAGGUGCUUGGCAUGAAGUUUUAGUAAUUGACUUUUUAAUGUCAGGCAUCUCUUAGGAUAAGAUGGAUAUGCAGUGGCUUGCCUGAAAUCUCUGUCUCUUCAGGCACUUGAUGUGGGGAGCAGAACAAAAAGCCUAUCCAGAAUAACCAUGCUAAAAACAAAGUCAGUGUCACCUGCAUACUUAAAGUAAUAUUGUUUCAAAAUCUGGAGAUUUUGUUAUCACAUUUUCUGGAUUUUUUUUCACAAAAGUUAUGAAACAUAAGGUGAUGACUUGCAUCUCGAUGAAUGUUGACUGCAUUUAAAGCACAAAAUCUGCUUUCGGGUCAUCUUAAUUCUUCUUCCUGCUUAUGCAAGCAUUGGUAUUCUCCUGUUUGUGAUGAAUCACUGUAGAAACCCAGGUGGGAGUGUUUAGAACAGAUAGUCAGCAUGUGUUGUUGCAAAAGACACAGGUAUUUUACAUAAUUAACUGCUUGGGGCCUUGAUGGAGAACAAGAAGCCCCUCUGGGCCUUAAACCAUGAUGAAAGAACGGGCUGCCAAUUCAAAGUGAAAUCACCUGUUGCUAAUUUUCCUGCCUAGUUUGCCUUCCAUUCUUUUGAUGUGAUUGUCAGGGUUAUUUGCUAUAUUUUCAUGAUCAUUCUUUAAGAAGCUUUUCCUUCAUUAUUGGUGUUUAAUAAGGUUCCCUAGGAAGUUAGUCUGGAGAUGGAACACAGGCUUUCAGACUGCCACUUGGAACCCCAAGAUGUGCAUUACUAACAGUGAGCUGCUGUUACUCCUCAUGGGGGUUAUUUGUAUUACAGAGUCCCGUGCUGUAUCAUACACUCUUCAGAAAGAUCCUAAGUGUGGGCAGAAAGUUCAUGAGACAAGACCAUGGAGUGACUUUAACCUUUUCACUCGGAUUGUUGGGGGGAACCAGGUGAAACAGGGCUCACAUCCAUGGCAGGUUUCCUUGAAACGAAGAGAAAAGCAUUUCUGUGGAGGCACCAUAGUUUCUGCUCAGUGGGUGGUCACGGCAGCUCACUGCGUCGCAGACAGGAACCUACUCAAGUAUUUGAACGUCACUGCAGGAGAGCACGACUUAAGAAUCAGGGAGAAUGGAGAGCAGACACUGCCUGUUAAAUAUAUCAUUAAACAUCCAAACUUUGACCCACGAAGGCCGAUGAACUAUGACAUAGCCCUUCUUAAGCUGGAUGGAACCUUCAACUUCAGUUCAUCAGUUUUGCCGGCAUGUCUUCCUGAUCCAGGUGAAAAAUUUGAAGCGGGAUAUAUCUGCACUACUUGUGGCUGGGGCCGUUUAAGAGAGAAUGGAGUGCUCCCUCAGGUUCUAUAUGAAGUCAAUCUACCAAUUCUAAAUAGUAGGGAAUGUUCAACAGCAUUGUCAACUUUAAAGAAGCCCAUCCAAGGUGACACUAUACUGUGUGCUGGAUUUCCAGAUGGAGGAAAAGAUGCCUGCCAGGGAGACUCUGGGGGUCCUCUCUUGUGCCAACGUAAGCACGGUGCCUGGAUUCUCGUUGGUGUGAUUUCCUGGGGGAUGGGAUGUGCUCGUGGCUGGAGAGGUAAUGAGAAGAAGAAACAUUAUGAAAGAGGGUCUCCUGGAAUAUUCACAGACCUCAGUGCAGUGCUUUACUGGAUUCAAGAAAAUAUGAGUGCUGAUCUGAAAAUGAAAAGUUCUACACCAUUUUGUAGUGUUCAGGAUGGCAAGCUCCCAGACAAUGAAGGAGAAUUAAAUUUUCCUGGAAGUUCUGAACAGUUCUAUCAAAGCCAUCAGUUGUGUGUAUGGACUGUGUUUGUAUCAGAAGGAAAUUAUAUAUUGCUUCGUUUUUCCCACUUCGAUAUAGAGCUGGAAACAUUUUGCGAGUAUGAUUCUUUAUCAGUCUAUUCAAAAGACAACAGACUUGUUGGGAAAUUCUGUGGAGGAGAUCUUCCAUUACCUAUUUUGAUUGGGUCCGACAAUAUAAGGCUGAAAUUUGUUUCUGACAACAAGGAUCAUGGCACUGGUUUUUCUAUGACUUAUAAAGCUCUUACACCACGUAUCCAUCCUGAUUCUGGCUGUGAGUCCUUAGCUGUCCUUUUUGAAGAAGGAGUGUUGCAAAGUAUGCACUAUCCAGAGCACUACAGCAAUCUGGCAGACUGUCAAUGGAUUAUUUGUGCGCCAGAAGACCAUGUAAUAAAGCUUACAUACCAGUCUUUUGAAGUAGAAGAGAGUGAAGAUUGUUCUUAUGAUGCUGUUACUGUGUAUGAAGAUGUGGAAAAAGAAGAGGAAAUUGGUUUGGCUUUUAAUUUUGGCAUACUUUGGGGACCUAUUAUUUCUGUGACUUUCAGUAGCCUUCUUUUACAGUGUAAACUGAAAUUUACCUCCAGAGUCUCAGGUGUUGCUGCAGCUAGAUCAUGUGGGUUUGUCCUACCAGCGCCUGUUCUAAGCUCCUCUUCCAUGAUGCUGGUUGUCUUUCACUCUGAUGAAACAGAGAACUUUGAAGGAUUCAGAGCUACAAUCACUUUUGUACAUGUUACAGAUUUAGAUACCUUGGAUUCUGCUAGCGUACAAGUAUUUGAAAAUACGAAUAUGACCGAGGAAGGACUGCAGGUUACAGCAGAUGAUGUUUGUGGAAUGCCUUCAAAUCAGCCGAGGUUCAUCUUCAGUAGGAUAAUUGGAGGUGAAGAGGCUGUACCACACUCAUGGCCUUGGCAGGUCAGCAUACAAAUCUCAGAUCAACAUGUCUGUGGAGGAGCAGUUGUUGCCAAAGAAUGGGUUGUCACAGCUGCUCACUGCUUUAAUUCUAAGGAACUCUUCAGAAACUUAUGGAUGGUGGUCACAGGAAUUCAUGAUCUUACAGAGCAAGAAUACAGACAGAAAAGAUCAGUAAAGAAAUAUAUUAUACAUCCGAGCUUUAACAAGAUCACUAUGGACUCUGACAUUGCUUUACUGCAACUGGCUGAGCCCUUAGAAUUCAACCACUAUGUGCAUCCUGUGUGUCUCCCUGCAAAGGAAGAAGUGGUUCAGCCCUCCAGUGUAUGCAUUGUCACAGGGUGGGGAGCACAGGAAGAAGAUAGGGAAAAGAAUAAAAAGUUGCAUCAGCUGGAAGUUCCCAUCUUGAUGCUUGAAGCAUGUCAGACCUAUUACAUAAAUCUUCCAAGUAGAGUGACUCAGAGGAUGAUCUGUGCUGGGUUCCCUCUGGAAGAAGGCAAGGAUUCAUGCACAGGUGAUUCUGGUGGCCCAUUAGUUUGUCCUUCAAAAGAUGGCUCAGGAUUUUACACCCUUAAUGGAAUCACUAGCUGGGGCUUGGGCUGUGGAAGAAAGAGCUACCCAGGAGUAUACACAAAUGUUGCUGUUUUUGUGGACUGGAUCAAGCAGAGCAUUAACAGUAGCGAUCUGCCCGUUUUCAUGGUGUAACUGUCAAAAGAGUUGUGAUGGACUACACUGUAGAACGCUUCCAAAGUACAGAUGUCACAAAAAGCAAAAUUUGGUGAGAGCGUAUUAGUUUGUGACUGCUGAAGAGAUCAUGGAGUAGCUGAUACUUAACUUGAUCAAUUUACUGCUUGUUUUCCUGAUUGAGACCUCAACCUUACAUGUGUGUUCUUGGGAUAUACAUAAGUUACUUACAGGUUUCUGACACUGUCAAUCUAUACUAGAAGGAAGGAUAGGUCACCACAUACUGUAUGUCAAGCAUGCACUCAAAUGCAGCCCUGGAGAAAACAAAAAUCUAUGCAAAAUAAGCAUGUAUGUUAAACAACUGAAGUCAGUUAUCUUUCCCUAAGGUCAGUGAGAGUGUUAGUUCUGGCUCUGAGGGGACCCAGGCAGUGGUGGUACAUCUUUAAGGAUCAAAAUAACACUGUCUAGUGAUUAGUCAUGUAAAUCAAUCCAAUUGCUUGCAAAAUAGUAUUUUAAUAUGCACAAACGAUGGUCCUUAGAAGCCUGAUCUGACUGACUUGUGUAUCUAUUAUUAGAAUGAUUUGACUAUGUUAUUUUCCUGUUACUGUAACAAUUUUUCUACAUAUAAUUGUGCCAAAAGAAUUUUGGUACUUGUGAAGGUGCCACCAAAAGCAGAAUAGAUAUAACUGUGCUCAAAACUGCUUGGGCUUUUGGGAUGUAAGGAAGGUUCAGUAGGAGAGCCUGGGUCACUUACAUGAGAACCUUCUGGUCUGCCUACCUGGUGGAAUCAUCCAUCGAUGUGAAUCCCCAUGAGCAAGCCCAGCUUGUGUGUAAGACUGUGCAAGAUUUUACCAUCUUGUUAGAUUAGAAUUCCAGUGAAAGGCAUUUUGUGGGCAUUAAGUGACUUGUUAUCAAUGUAGGGAAUUCUACACAGUAAGGGCUGUGCUUGGUGCAAACACUCAUCUCUACGAUCCACAGCUUUUCUAUAACCUGGGGUACUAAGUAUGUUUCUCGUGCUUGAUCCUGUAAGGUUCCCCUUACAUCAACCAUGGUCCCACUUUAAAUGUUUUAAAUCAGUUACAUACAGUAUGUUAUUUUAGGUCUGUUAAUCUUAGCAGUGGAAGUAUUGACAGAAGUCUGAAGGAAGCCUUGAUGACCUGUUGAAAACAUUUAUAGCGUGGUGUUGCUAUGUUCUGUUCCAACUUUCUGUAUUGAAGAAAAGUUGGUGUUUUGAUUAAAAAGUAACAUCACCUUUUCUGGAUAAGAAAACUUCCUAUUUUAACAAAUUGCUUGUUAUUCAAACAGAGGUGUUCAAAAAGACAGGUGGUCCAGGCCAGCAGCCUCUGGCAGCAUGCAGUAACUGGCAAAUGUCCUAAUUAAUCUAUCCGUAUAAUCAAAGAGGUACUGUGUAAUUCACACGCUUCAAAGUGAGCACAUCUGCUUGUAAAUAGCAAUUUGUUUAAUGCCCAAAUGGCUGCUUGCACUAGAAAUUGUGAUGACAGGCUCCAAUUAGAUUUGCAGGCUGUGCAUGGCUGUAGGUUUAGAAACUAGAUCAGUAUGGAUAGCAUAAUAGGUGAUAUGAGUAUAAUCCUUUGACUCAACGGCCUGGAAAACAGCUAGGAAGGAAGUAAGAUAUCUUGUCUCUGCUGAUAUUAGUGGCAAAACAUUUUGUGUCCAGAUGUAAAGUCCUCAGUACAGGAGAGAUGUGGACCUCAUGAAGCAUGUCCAGGGGAGGGCCACAAGAAUGAAAAUACUGCAUGGUGAGAGGACGAAUUCAGAUUGAUUUCAAAGAUGCAUAAGGCAUAGCUGUGUUAUUGACAGAGUAUGCUUGUUCCAUCUCCAAGCUCUUGGAAGGGACUCCUGAAAAGGAAUGGAGGGGAAAUAUCCUUUGUGGUUUUUCGUUGUGGAAGUUUGUUAUUGUUUGGUUCUGGGAGGAGUUGCUGUUUGCUGAUGCAUCAAGUGUAACUGUGCUGGAAGUUGGGGUGCCUCAUCUCUUGGAUGUGGUUCUGUUUUACUUAAUGGGAACAGUAGGACUUAAAGUACCUGUGAAGUUGUUUUUCUGUUUGUUUGUUGUUCUGCUUAUUAAACAAAUACAAGAAAUAACUAGUUUUUAAAAAGUGCAGAAAACCAAUCCCAAACCAAGAAAAAGCAGCGAUGGGGGAACUGCAGGUGGUAUCAGCUGCACUCCUAUGGAAUGCAAUGGACAUAUGGAUAGAUGCAGAGCUAACAUCACUUGAAAUGCCUUAUGUGUGUUAAGAGCCCUAUCUUCCUGUAUUUGAUUUUACUGUUACAGUACUUAUUUUUACUUGGCUGCAUGACGCCUACCUUUUGCAUUUCUGCUGGUGGUUUCUCAAGUAAUCUCAUUUUGCUGUUGUUAUAUCUUUCUAGGCUAUUGAAAACUGCAAGGGUCUUUUAUCAAUAAAAGAAGCGUGAACUGUUUUGGGAUGCAAAUAAAAUCUGAUAGAAGAAAUUAAAAACAAUGCUUUCACUUGAGUUAAUGCAGUGGGAUUGUAUUUUGGCUUGGACUCUUGUGUAAAUGUUGUACACUUUAUUCUGACCUGUGGAACAGCACUCAGAGACUCACAGAGAAUAUGAAUGUAAGGUAGUUUUAUUAGAUUUAAGGUUUAUACCUUACAAUAUGCAUGCUCAUAAUACUGCAAACUAAAAAAAUGCCCACUCGCUCUGGACAGUGGGUUGUUCUGUUAUUAACUAAUUCCAUGAAUGUUUUUUUGUUUUUCACUUCUUCUUGGACCUGUGCAGUGUAGUGUUUGGUCCUUUUGAGUUUUGUUUCUUUUGUAGUGAUUGGUCCGGUUUCUUACCUGAAGGCGUUAGACCUGGAAUCCCAGGUAUUUUCUACUUCCCAUCGUACCACCGACAAGCGAAAGCCUUGACCCGUUUCUAGCAAGCCCCUCCCAAGUCCCGCCUAUACCGAGCAAGCCACUCCUUAAUUAAUUAAUCUCCGCCUUUUCUAAGUAGACCACUCCUCAAUCUCCGCCUCACCUUCCUUAAGCUAUUCUC